UAAUUGUUUGAGUUGUCAAUGGAUAUUUUCCUUACAGUUCCUUGCACUUUUUGAUGAAUUUGGUGGUUGUCCUGCUAUUUGGAACUUGCAUGAAUGGUCUGGAUGGCUCACUCCUUCUACAAUGAAAAAGAGAUUUGAUACAGCAUUUUAUAUAGCUUUUGUGGAUGAAAUAUCAAAACCAGCAGCAGAUGGAGGGGAAAUUUCUGAUAUCCAGGUUGCAUCUCCCAAGUCAAUUCUUGAGCAGUGGCAGAAUGGAUCUAUAUUGCUCCCACCUCCUCAAGCAUAUGAAAUAUCUCGAUUCUUACAGUUCAGACACUAUGACAAGCUAAAAGAGUUUGCAAUUAACAGAGGAAAGAUGGGCUGGAUAGAUGGUUUGUCCAGUAAAGUAUUAGCAACUGAUGGAUUUAUUUCAGUCUUACCAGGUAAGAGAUUUAUUUUAAAUAAUUGCUGUGGCAAGAAGUCCUCCCUUACUUGAUAAUCCAAAUUAGUGGUGAAACUAAUUAGGUAGAUUUGUCAUAUUUGUUUUUCAAAGGGAAUACCAUUUGACUUUCAAGUCGUAUUUUGUUAGGUAAAAAUUAAUACAUUCUAUGUCAAAAUAAGAAAUGAUGUGGGUAAGAGAAUGUCGUCUUCUGUGGAAGUGGAAUGUCACUAUACUUGGAACUUUAGUGCACAGAUACCUCCUCUGUUAACUCUGGCUGUACUUCUUAUAAAGUUUACUUUAGAAUUACAAAGAUUAUAAUUGAGGCAUUUCUGUGUUGCAUAGACCAAACUAGACCUUCUAUAAAGGCCUGUAGGAGCACAUAUUAAUUUAAUAUAAGUAUGAUAUUCAAAAUCAGUCUUUAAAAGAUAAGUAAUAAAAUUAAUGCAUACUUAAUUUUUUAUUUUGAAAAUAUGUACGUAUAUUAAUUCUCUGAAUAUCCCAAAGUAAAUUCAUAGUCAAGACUAGAUACGUAUAUCUUUCCCUUUGAAAAAUAAAUUAUAUGAAAUACAGGCAGUCAGCUUUUAUCGGCAGGGGUCCAUUCCUGGGGGUGUGCCAAUAAGCGAAAAUGCCAUUAACCCUUUAAUGCCAAUUGGACGUAUUAAACGUCGAUAUAAAUUGUCUGUUGGGUGUUGAUUGGACGUAUGGUAUGUCGAUAUAAAAAAGUUUUUUAAAAAUUAGCGGAAAAAUAGUUAUAGAGACCUACUAGGCAAAAACUUUUGAAUCACUUGCCUUGGGGGAUGCUGGGAGCUCAUGGAUCAAGGCGUUGUUUUGUUUACAAUCGUUAUGCAGGCGUGCAAGCGCGAAUUUCUUUCUUAUCGCACUAAAAAGUAUCAGCGACACAUCUCAGAAAUUAUUUCGUCACUUUGACAUAAUUUUUGCACCAUUUUAAAUUAGCCGUUACAUGGAGCAUUAUAUAUGAAAAUGUGUGCAAUUUUAUGUAGAAUACAACAAAAAAUAACUCAUAGUUGUAGCUUUUAUCAGUUUUGAAAUAUUCUCAUAUAAAUAACGAUAAGUGCCAAAUUUCAACCUUCGGUCAACUUUGACUCUACCGAAAUGGUCGAAUAACGUAAUUGUAAGCUAAAGCUCUUAUAUUCUAGUAAUAUUCAAUCAUUUACCUUCAUUUUGCAACAACUUGGAAGUCUCUAGCACAAUAUUUCGAUUUAUGGUGAAUUUAUGAAAAAACUUUUUCCUUACGUCCGCACAGUAACUCUUCCGAAAAAAACAUAAAUUUUUUUGUCCGAUUGUCGUAAUGUUUGCACCAUUUUAAAUUAGCCAUUACAUAAAGUUUUAUAUAUGGAAAUGUGCACAAUUUCAUGUAGAAUACAACUAAAAAUAACCCAUGGUUGUAGCUUUUAUCAGUUUUGAAAUAUUUUCAUAUAAAUAACAAGUGCCAAAAUAUCAACCUUUGGUCAACUUUGACUCGACGGAAAUGGUUAAAAAACGCAAUUGUAAGCUAAAACUCUUAAAUUCUAGUAAUUUUCAAUCAUUUACCUUUAUUUUACAACAAAUUGGAAGUCUCUAGCACAAUAUUUCGAUUUAUGGUGAAUUUAUGAAAAAAAUAAAACCAUUUUCCUUACGUCCGCACGGUAACUCUUCCCAAAAAAAUCAUAAAUUUUUUUGUCCGAUUGUCAUAAUGUUUGCACCAUUUUAAAUUAGCUGUUACAUAAAGUGUUAUAUAUGUAAAUGUGCACAAUUUCAUGUAGAAUACAACUAAAAACAACCAAUGGUUGUAGCUUUUAUCAGUUUUGAAAUAUUUUCAUAUAAAUAACGAUAAGUGCCAAAAUCUUAACCUU
This is a messenger RNA of Macrobrachium nipponense, 2274 nucleotides long. Its product is annotated as acyl-coenzyme A diphosphatase NUDT19-like. Bases 122 to 475 code for a protein of 117 amino acids. The transcript is spliced from 2 exons. Gene Ontology annotation, molecular function: hydrolase activity, acting on acid anhydrides, in phosphorus-containing anhydrides. The record is from RefSeq and is a predicted model, not a curated record. Gene Ontology annotation, cellular component: mitochondrion. NCBI's taxonomy places the organism in Eukaryota, Metazoa, Arthropoda, Malacostraca, Decapoda, Palaemonidae.